AUUAAUUAUUAAGGCGUUGGAUGAAUACAAGUUCACAACACAACUAUCUAUUUUCUGGUUCCAAAUCCGAGGCCUCGAAUCUUGAUCUCUACUUGAAGUAUUGAAUGUACUUUGUGCGUUUUGUACGAAUAAUUUUACCAAACGAUCGCUGAACGCUGCCACUCGUUUUUAGACGUUAAAGGUAAGCAUACCGACCAAUACUGUAAUUAUGGGAGCUGCCGCUUUACCAGUUUUAAUUUUCACUGCUUUCUGGGGUGUGGUCGGCAUUGUGUUACCAUUCAUCAUUCCAAAAGGACCAGACCGAGGCGUUCAACAACUCGUGUUGAUGAUGACAGCAGCAACCUGUUAUUUGUUUUGGCUGUGUUGUUAUAUGGCUCAAAUGAAUCCACUAGUUGGGCCAAAAUUGAAUCAACAUACAAUUCUAAUAAUGGCCCGUGAAUGGGGAAAUUUAAUACAGUAAUGCCGAUAUUGAAGAGAAAUGAAAAAUUAAUCAUAAGUUAUUUGUUAAUAUUUAAUCAUUCCUUUUUUUUUUUAGUUCUUUUUAAAUUAUCCAUUAUUUACUUAUCUGUUAUACACUUUUAGAUUUCGAUAGAACCACUGGAGAACAUGGAUCAUUCUAAACUGUUUUAGUUAUUUGUGUAAUAUGUAUAAAAUAUAAUUUUAAAACUUAAAGAGUAUUUUAAAUUUUAAUACAACAUCAAACCAAUUUA
This is a messenger RNA of Metopolophium dirhodum (rose-grain aphid), 710 nucleotides long. RefSeq names its product V-type proton ATPase subunit e 2-like. The transcript is spliced from 5 exons. Lineage: Eukaryota; Metazoa; Arthropoda; Insecta; Hemiptera; Aphididae. Gene Ontology annotation, cellular component: plasma membrane proton-transporting V-type ATPase complex; proton-transporting V-type ATPase, V0 domain. Gene Ontology annotation, molecular function: proton-transporting ATPase activity, rotational mechanism. The record is from RefSeq and is a predicted model, not a curated record. Gene Ontology annotation, biological process: proton transmembrane transport. The coding region runs from base 209 to 460 and encodes 83 amino acids.